Messenger RNA from Pectinophora gossypiella (pink bollworm), 546 nucleotides. RefSeq lists its product as uncharacterized. The record is from RefSeq and is a predicted model, not a curated record. Gene Ontology annotation, biological process: meiotic joint molecule formation; meiotic DNA recombinase assembly involved in reciprocal meiotic recombination; double-strand break repair via homologous recombination. The transcript is spliced from 3 exons. Gene Ontology annotation, cellular component: Swi5-Swi2 complex; Swi5-Sfr1 complex. Lineage: Eukaryota; Metazoa; Arthropoda; Insecta; Lepidoptera; Gelechiidae.
UGGUUAAUGAUCGCAUUAAGUUAGUCGGAAGACAUUCGCGAGUGUUAUUAUAUGGGAGUAUUCAAUAAACAAAGUGUAUCUGCCUAUUUUCGCUUCGUGCCAGGAAGCCGCUUCAUAACUCGAAAGUUUAUGCGGACUUUUGAGUUAAUUCGUUUGGGGUUCGGAGUAGGAGUCUACUUCGAGGGUGGGGGCUUAGGUUUCAUCAUCAUCACCUUUCAUCAUUUCAUUAAUCAUCAAGAAAAAAAAUACGUCAGACAUGGCUGUAUGGGCAUAGUUCCCUUUGCCUUACCCUUCGGGGAAAACCAAACCAAAAAAAAAAAAAAAAGGAUAAAAAAGUUAAAAAAAAAAAAGAAAUCAAAUGACAUUUCAUCGGCUUCAUCGUGAUCGAGCAAAGUUAAGGUAGUGGAACUUCUGCACCAGUACAAUGACAUCAAGGACGCCACACAAGUUGUUAUCAAUCACAUAGCCAACAUUGAGGGCACUACCGUCACUGAAAUACAUAAACGCUUAAACCUUACGGAAUGAAAUAAAACACACACAUAAUGA